Pisolithus orientalis is the source of this 720-nucleotide messenger RNA. RefSeq lists its product as uncharacterized. The transcript is spliced from 5 exons. The coding region runs from base 1 to 720 and encodes 239 amino acids. The record is from RefSeq and is a predicted model, not a curated record. Lineage: Eukaryota; Fungi; Basidiomycota; Agaricomycetes; Boletales; Pisolithaceae.
AUGGCUGCUAAGUAUAUAGGUCUCAUAUGUGCACUGACCCUGGACCCUGCAGAGGCAGAGAAGGCUUCCUUGAAAGAGCAGAUUACAGUUGCAUCAGCAGGGCUCAUGGCAGAGGCAAAAUGUGUGCCUGACAACUGGGAGGAUAUGUGCUGGGAGGAGAAGAUGGUGGUAUUGAUGCCAUUGGUUGAGCAAGGGAAGGCACUUAGGGUCUCUGUGUGGGUUGACACAGAGGAUGCUCCUGUGCUGGCUGAGGCUGAUGAUCUCCAUGAAUGGUGGGCCAUGGAGGAAGCUGAAGCAUGUGUGAAGGCUGAGCAGGAUGUUCAGAUGGGGGAGGAGACUGUGGUGGAGCUCAGUGAUGACAGUGUGGUGAAGAUGUCCCACAUGGGAGUCCUGCAGCUGGCUUGCAAGGUCAGUACUGCACACAGUGCCCUGUGCAUGGUGCACCAUCAAGGGAAUGCCAUGCAUUGGGCCAAGCCACAAGACAUGCAAUGGGUGUGCAAGGAUGAAGCAGGGCUGCAAGAAGUCCAGCAAGCUUUUAUGUGGCAUUCAACAGCCUUCUCAUAUUCCUCAACACCAUGCUUCCCUCACUUCUAUGCAGAAUCCUCUGGUGUUCUCAAAUUCUCAGCACCACACCUUUGCCAUCACCAUGUGGCAGACCAGGGAUGGUCAGCAUCCAAGUCCCCCACAGGUGUAAGGAAUCCACAUUCCUUGGACACAUAA